Schistocerca gregaria is the source of this 1907-nucleotide messenger RNA. Its product is annotated as myristoylated alanine-rich C-kinase substrate-like. The record is from RefSeq and is a predicted model, not a curated record. Bases 159 to 1424 code for a protein of 421 amino acids. The transcript has 7 exons. Lineage: Eukaryota; Metazoa; Arthropoda; Insecta; Orthoptera; Acrididae.
GAUACACGGUUGUCGGUAGAGGGCGCUGUAGACCUCUACGAACGAGCACGUGGCUCAGUCGUGUCCCAGUCUGCAGAGCUGCAGGCGUCUGUAGUCCCGUAGCCACCACAUUGUUCCCUGAGUCGCAGACUUCGACAGACAACCGUCUGAGGCCAACAAUGGAAGAACAGCCGAGUCGCGUGAGGGAGGAGGCAGCACCGGCUGCUGGGCAGCAGCAGUCUCCCGAGGGGAGAGAUGUGGCAGGUCCGUCUCGUGAGGGCCGAGACACGGCCACAGUGCCACAGGGUGAGGCCCAGCCGCCGCAAAUGGUUGCCGAGGCAGGCGCAGCAGUCAUCACCGCUGACGACGACGACGACACGACGACGACGACCACGUCAUCGCUGACCUCGCCAGAGGGGGCGGGGGCAUCCUCGUCCACUGGCCACGAUAUGCCGGAGUUGGAGUCUGUAGCGGAAUGCAGCAUGGAACUGGACGCGCUGCCUGCUGCAGCUGCUGAUCCUCAGGCUGGCACCAGUGGGCUGGAGCCGAGGAGCCGGCCAGCUGAAACUUCUGGAGAAGGGCGAGAGAGACCUUCAGGGUCUCAGGUGUUUGCAGAGGGCCAGCUGCAGGACAGAACCACGGAGGGUGACCGGGGGCGGCCCUUCCCAGAGGGGUCGGCGCCACUGAAGCAGCAACAGCCGCAGCAGUCAGAGGGGGAGAAACAGCAGCCUCAGUCAGGAGGCUCCAGGAAGAGGGGGCGCGCUGGGGAGAGGCGUGUCAAGAGCGCGACCAAGAGGCGCGGCCGCAGGAAGGGUCGGAAGGCGGCGCAGGGCGAGGAGGAGUCGACGUCGGCGUCGCUCUCCACCACGGAGGCCAGCGGCAGCGGUAGCGGCAGCGGCGACGACAGCGGCGAGAUGGAGGAAGAGAUGGAGGGGGAGGUGGAAGAAGAGGGCGCCAGCGCCAGCGUGAGCGCGAGCGGCUGCGAGCAGCAGAACGGCGUGCCCAGCUCCGGCUCCCAGACGCACGGCGACACCAGCUCCUCCUCGACCCAGUCGAGCGCGUACAGGGCCCGCAUGGCGUGGUUGCAGGCCGCCGAGCAGGCGCCCGCUGACAGGACUGAAGGGGAGCAACAUACACAAGAGCAGAGUGAACGAGAAGCAUCAGAGGGGCCAGCACAGCAAGAGCAAGCUGAAGUGGCAGAUGAGGGACAGAAAAUGGUCGCAGCCACAGUCACAGCAGAGAUGGGCUCCGCGACCCUUGGCGAGCAGCAACAGGAACAAGGGGCAGAGGCUGUGGCACAACCGAUGGAGGAAGAAGAAGAAGAAGCAGCAGCAGAAGAGGGUAGCGCAGAACCGAUGGAACAGGAAGUAGGGGCAGAGGGUAGCGCAGAACCGAUGGAGCAGCAGCAGGCAGGGGAGGAGGGUAGGGCCGAGCAGACAGAGUAGAAAGUAGGGGAAGAGGAUGGAGCGACCGUGACAGGAGGGAGUAGCAGAGGGAUCACUGGACGUUGACACACCUGGGGCAGAACAGCAAUAGGCGAGGGUGCCAAGACCUCCUGUAAGGUGACGCUAAAGAGGGAAAGUGAAAGUGACGUGCCAGCACACGACAUAUGGCUGCACACAACUUUUAGAUAAAUUCUUACACAUUUUUCUAUACUUCAUAAUUAAAAGUGCAUGUAACUGCUGUUAAAUUACAAUAACUGUUACUGAUAAAAGUAAUUUUAUGUUCAGAUCAUUUGCAUGUUAUAUUUUAUGCAAUUUAAAAAAAGCCUUUUUUGAUCAAAACAGCAUGUAAUAAGGGCACUAAGGAACAAAAUUUUAGGGAAAUUUUUAGUGGCUUAGUUCUGUCAAAUAUUUAAAAGAAAGGAAUUUUUAUACAUUCAUGUAUAAUUUACUAUGAUGAAUAAAUAAUUGAAGGUUGUAUAAAUA